AUGGAUUGGUUAACGACUGUUGACGAACAUUGGCUUCAUUCAUCUCCGUGGUUAGAAAAGAAAUCAUCGCCGCUUACAUCUUUCGACGUUAGCUAUCGUGACUACAUAUAUCCGAGCACUGAUCGUCUGACAUCACCUCGUGUAUUUGCCAAUAUGCCAGACAGAUCCGAUUAUUAUUCAGAUACAUCAUAUUAUUCGAAACCAGUGAGGAGAAAGACAUUUAAUCGCGAUUAUGAGACGUUGGGUUGUAUAGGUGUCGGUGGUUUUGGCCGUGCAUAUGAAGGAAGACGAAGAUUUGAUAAUGCAGCAGUUGUUAUCAAAUUUCUACCCAAAACAAGUAUUCUCAACUGGGGAACAUUCGAAGGAAAACGUGUACCAUAUGAAAUUGAAAUAUUGUGGAGAUUACGAGGUGUACCAGGCGUAAUAAAAAUAUUAGAACAUUUUGAAGAGAAAGAUCGUUUUAUAUUUAUAAUGGAAAAAAUACCGGCUAGUGUCACAAUUUUUGAAUAUGUCAUGGAAAAUGGAUCAUUGGCAAGUACUGAACUAUUAAGACAUAUCAUACUCGAAAUAAUACGUAUUAAUAUCACACUGAAAAUGUAUGGUGUAUGGCACAGAGAUUGUAAACCAGAAAAUAUUCUCUAUUGUAUGAAUGAUAGAUCAUUAUGUUUUAUCGACUUUGGAUCAGCAGCACCGAUGCAGUCAGGCGACUUUGGAGAAUUUCAGGGCACUUUGGAAAUUAUGGUUCCAGAAUGGAUAACUCAACGCCGUUAUAGUGGCGAAGCAGCAUGUGUUUGGACAAUUGGCAUCUGUUUAUAUUUUUUAUUAUUUCAACAAUAUCCUUUCCGUUCUAAAGUUGAAAUAAUGAAUGGUCGAAAUUGGUUAUCGUUUGUUACUAGUACAGAUAAACAGGCUAUGCAUACACUAAAACAAUGUUUAAGUUUUAAUGAAAAUCGUCGUCCUCGUUUAUCAGAAUUAUCGCGUCAAUCAUGGCUAGCGAAUUUAUAA
This is a messenger RNA of Didymodactylos carnosus, 1005 nucleotides long. Lineage: Eukaryota; Metazoa; Rotifera; Eurotatoria; Philodinida; Philodinidae. The record is from the annotation of a GenBank genome assembly.